Messenger RNA from Metopolophium dirhodum (rose-grain aphid), 537 nucleotides. RefSeq lists its product as uncharacterized. The transcript is spliced from 4 exons. The coding region runs from base 1 to 537 and encodes 178 amino acids. The record is from RefSeq and is a predicted model, not a curated record. Lineage: Eukaryota; Metazoa; Arthropoda; Insecta; Hemiptera; Aphididae.
AUGACGAAUUUUAGAAAUGAAGGAUUGCUUAUAACUGCACAAAAAAUGUGUUUAAUAGCCCUAACUAUUUGUGCAUACAUUCUAUUGUCAUCACAAAUACAAACUUGUCCACUGAUCAAAAAUGGCUCGAAGAUCUAUCCAUUUGAUGGUGAAUUUUACCAAUCAUCGGUACUUUUCUUGACUGCAGCUGCUAUAUAUAUAGGCGAAUGUGAUAUAUGGUCAAAGUAUAUAAAACCAAAAAAUAGACUAAUUCAAUUUCUCGCAGAGCUGUUUAUUAUGUCGAAUGUUAUAAUAAUUGUCUAUGCUCUAUUUUGGCAUCCAAUAGUCAUAACCACGUCUAUAUGCACUGAUAAAUUGAGUGGUCUGACACAUACGUGGUUGGGGAGUACGAAUAUAUACAAAAAAAGCAUUCCAAUUUGCAUGAAAACCAUUCACAGUACGAAGUUCCAUUGCAAUAUAUUGGGCGCGUCAAUAUUAUAUUAUGCACUCGAAAAGUUUGGAAAGAAUGACUUACGACGUAUAAGGUGUUCGUUUUGA